AUGUUCAUUGGAGAAAUAUUAUGCUUGUUCGCCUUCUUUAUCGUACACAGCUACAGGAAGUAUCGCUGGAACAAAGAACAACAACAGAACAACGAACCAGUAAUAACCCGUUUUAAUCCUUUCGUCUUCUUACCGCCGACCGUCUGUGACAUCGUCGCCACAUGCAUCUCGUAUGUUGGACUAACUUUGACAUCAGCUAGCAGUUACCAGAUGCUGCGGGGAGCGCUGAUCGUCUGUACUGGACUGUUGUCCGUUGUUGGGCUGGCAUGUUGUUCCUGUGUUCUUGGCUUGGUCAUUGUCGGAAUCACGGACAUAUACUUUAGCGAUGAUAAACCUGGCGAACAAUCGAAUGUGGUCAUAGGUGACGUGCUCUGCGCUCUCUCACAGAUUUUCGUUGCUUUCCAACUUGUAACUGAACAGAAAUUCAUGCGCCAAUACGAUGUAGACCCACUUCUUGCUGUAGGAAUUGAG
Molecule: messenger RNA, 471 nt
Organism: Cooperia oncophora
Lineage: Eukaryota; Metazoa; Nematoda; Chromadorea; Rhabditida; Trichostrongylidae
Source: the annotation of a GenBank genome assembly